Suillus discolor is the source of this 840-nucleotide messenger RNA. RefSeq names its product glutathione S-transferase. The transcript is spliced from 5 exons. The coding region runs from base 66 to 743 and encodes 225 amino acids. Lineage: Eukaryota; Fungi; Basidiomycota; Agaricomycetes; Boletales; Suillaceae. Gene Ontology annotation, molecular function: glutathione binding; glutathione transferase activity. The record is from RefSeq and is a predicted model, not a curated record. Gene Ontology annotation, cellular component: cytoplasm.
AGUGAGGAAUCAGAAACUUUCGUUCCCUCGCGCAGUUCAAAACUCCAUCUCUCUAUUUGUUCACAAUGGUUUUGAAACUCUACGGAUUCACUACCUCAAUAUGCACACUCCGUGUCGCAGUGGUGUUGAAGGAAAAGAAUGUAUCAUUCGAGUUCAUUCCCGUUGAUAUACUCAAGAGUGCACAUAAGGCCCCCGAAUUUACCGCCUACCAGCCUUUCGGCCAGGUUCCUUACAUUGAUGACGAUGGUUUGAUUCUUUAUGAAUCGAGGGCGAUCUGCCGGUAUAUUGCCGCGAAGUACGCUUCGCAGGGAACUCCUCUCCUCCCCAGCGAUCCCACCGCCAUCGCGCUCUUUGAGCAAGCUGCGUCAAUUGAAGCAUCUAACUAUGAUCCUUUUGUCUCUGGUUUGGCAUGGGAGUUGAAGUUCACCAAGUUGUUUGGUGGGAAGACUGACGAAGCCCGUGUUAAAUCACUACAAGGCCAGCUUUCUGCUAAACUUGAUGCUUACGAUGUCAUCCUUGGCAAACAGAAAUACCUGGCUGGAAAUGAUAUCACUCUGGCUGAUCUGUUCCACCUGCCAUACGGUGCCGUCAUUCUGGAUAUUGGGCUCGACAAAUUCAGCAGCCGCCCUAAUGUCGCCAGAUGGUGGAAAGAUAUUUCAUCCAGGGCAUCCUGGAAAACAGUGAAGGGAGGUAUCCAUCAGGGAAACGCAAUUCAUUACAGAGUGCUACAGAGCGCUCUGUAGCAUUCUGUAGCACAAUCCAACCUGCUGAUGAGUCUGAUCGUCGGAGAAAACAACCAGUAGAUUUAGAAUCAUUGAAUCUACAAUGUGUCGUGUCAGA